Messenger RNA from Serendipita indica DSM 11827, 1131 nucleotides. The record is from the annotation of a GenBank genome assembly. Lineage: Eukaryota; Fungi; Basidiomycota; Agaricomycetes; Sebacinales; Serendipitaceae.
AUGAACGACGAGGAUGAUUAUCUGUCCGACAAAUUCUUGCAACAACUUGAAGCAAAGGAGAGGUCUAACAAAUCGUACUCACAGCGAAGGAAAGAUGCUCAACGCGACUCGGAAAUUAGGAAUCUAGCCGGUCGCACCAAGUCGAAGAAGGAGCUAGAGAAGGAGGCUAUGGAUAAACUCAAGGAGGGAAUGUCUACAAGUUUAUUCGAGCGGGAGAAGCUGGCCGUCGCUGAGGGUGGCUCGGAAAGCAAGGCCAUGAGAAUGAUGAGCAAGAUGGGUUUUAAGCCUGGACAAGCUCUAGGGAGACAGGAAGUCGCCGUUUCUCCUAGUGAAUUGGUGGAAGGGUCAACGAGCAAGACUACCAGUAACAAGAAGGCUGUUCCCAUCUCUAUCAACCUAUGGGAAGGUAGAAAAGGUCUCGGGGCCAUGAAACGUCCUCUGUCGCCUGAUUCAGUCGCACAUGAGCUCGAGCGCGCAGCAAAGGCCGCCAAAACAAGGGAGGCUCUGUCUCAGGACGAAUUUAGAAGCAGGAACAGAGCUGAAUUCGAGGAAAAGAGGGAUGAAGGUCGACUCCUCUCUGCUCAGAAGACUUGUGCCGUUCUAGACGAAAAAGCAGGUGUAACCUUCAAUUACCUUGUCGUCAAUCCUCGUAGGGCAAAACUCAUUCCACCGAACCUCCUUGAUGCCCUCGGUAUUGAUCCGGAAGUGGAUAUCGACGACACGUACCAAUCUGGUUCGCAUAGAAUGAGAAAAGAUAACAUGGAGAGGCUAGAAGACGAUGAGACCCGCCUUGACUCUGGGCUGGCGCGUCGCCUUCGAGAAGACAUGAAACGAGAUGCUCUCGUAUCACGCCACAACCCAGGAGAAAUUGACGAGGAUGAAACCCUGAGCAUGGGUGCAGUGACUCGGAGAAGCAAGUCCGAACCGGAGCCAAACGAGCUUCAAAUUACGUCCGAACUUGUAGAGCAAACUCAAGAGUUUCUUCAACAGCCAGCAAAGGUUAGGCUCGAGCGAGUUCUGGGCUACAUGCGGGAGAAAUAUUUCUUUUGUUUUUGGUGUGGUACCGAAUACAAAAGUCAGGAGGACAUGAAUACUUCGUGUCCUGGAGAGACGGAAGAAAUGCACGACUAG